This is a messenger RNA of Colossoma macropomum (tambaqui), 2115 nucleotides long. RefSeq names its product leucine rich repeat transmembrane neuronal 4 like 2 (gene lrrtm4l2). The record is from RefSeq and is a predicted model, not a curated record. The transcript has 2 exons. Bases 460 to 2115 code for a protein of 551 amino acids. Gene Ontology annotation, molecular function: protein binding. NCBI's taxonomy places the organism in Eukaryota, Metazoa, Chordata, Actinopteri, Characiformes, Serrasalmidae.
UUUAUUAGCAACGCAAAGACUCUUCGCAGAGCAAAUAUAACAGUAUAGCCACUCCGUGCAGCCUCUGUCAGUCACUCGUCGCCUCUCAGUACUCCGGAGUAUCACCUCUUCUCAUUAAUGCUGCACAGAUUUCGCGGAUUGAAGAAUCACACUCGUUAAACCGCUAUGGAUACUUACUCCUACCAUCUACACAUAAGAAAACUUCCCAUUAAUAUAUCGUUUUGUUUGUAGUUUUUCAGUGUCAUUUUGACAAUCAUUAGAAUUCCUUUCAUGCUCAUUUUACUUCGUUGGAAGACGCGGAAACAUCACAUCACAUAGGUUUCUGCCACUUUAUAUCUUUCCUAGUGCAUUUUCCAAAUGCAGACGCGGUCGAUAUUCUUAGGAUUUUUGGUGGAGGUCCAUUCUUCUUACCACAGCGCCAAGGAAAUGUUCAGUACUCGAAAUCGACGACAGGACUAGAUGUGGAAAAGAUCCUAUGCCAUGGGAGGCUCCUUAGUUUGGGAUGGGCGCCUGUCAUGUUUCCUUUUCCAUGCCUCUGUUCUCCUGCUGCUCAGCAAGGGGGAGAGGGUGUGCCCACUGAGUUGUCGUUGUGAAGGCAAGAUUGUUUACUGCGAGUCUGGUGCCUUGAAAGACAUCCCAGAAAACAUCUCCCUAGGGUGUCAAGGUCUAUCCCUGCGAUAUAAUAGCCUUCUGAUGCUGCAGCCAUACCAAUUUGCCAACCUUAAUCAACUGGUUUGGCUUUACGUAGACCAUAACUCCAUCAGUAAGAUAGACAGCUUUGCCUUCCAGGGGCUGCGCAGACUUAAAGAGUUGAUUCUGAGUUCCAAUAAGAUAAUGCAAUUGCAGAACAGCACUUUCUAUGCUGUACCAAACCUGCGCAACCUUGAUCUGUCAGACAAUCAGCUUCAAGCUCUGAAGCCAGGGCAUUUCCAUGGACUGCGGAAGCUUCAGAACCUUUAUCUCCGAUCCAACAGCAUUAAAUCCAUUCCUACAAGAACAUUUCUGGAGUGUCGUAGCCUCGAAUUCCUGGAUUUGGGCUACAACCGGUUGCGUGCUCUGGGGCGCGCAACAUUUCUGGGGCUGCUCAAGCUGACAGAGUUGCAUCUGGAGCAUAACCAGUUUUCCAAGAUCAACUUUUUCCUUUUCCCACGCCUCUCAAAUCUGCAGGCAUUGUAUCUACAAUGGAACCGCAUACGAACAGUGAAUCAGGGAUCGCCAUGGGAUUGGCAUACCUUGCAAAAACUGGAUCUUUCAGGCAAUGAGAUUCAGGUCUUGGAUCCUGAUGUUUUUAGAUGUUUACCCAACUUGCAGACACUCAAUCUGGAGUCUAACAAGCUUAGCAAUGUUUCCCAGGAGGUUGUGUCACACUGGCUUUCUGUCAGUACCAUCAAUCUGGCAGGAAACAUAUGGGACUGCAGUUCUACCAUCUGCCCUUUAGUGUCCUGGCUAAAGAACUUCAGAGGCAGUAGAGAUGCCACCAUUAUAUGCAGUAGUCCCAAAUCACUUCAAGGAGAGAGGGUAAUGAGUGCUGUGCAGAACAGCUUGAUAUGUGAAGAGCUAUUCACUGUAGAGCCAACUACAGAACUUACUGCACUCCUGACCACAACUACCACAACUUCAUAUACCACAAAACCUUCCACAAUCUCAACCACUACUGCAACCACAGCCCCCACUACAACCAGACAAUCUCCCCAUGUUACCAUCAUGCAAAGACUUACCCCAAAGGCUUUAUUUCCUGGUCUCUCUGAUAAUGGUGCUUUGCCUUUACCUUCUGUGACUCCCAGCAGCCUACCCUUUACCCCAGAGCCAGAAUUUGAGUACAUGACCUUUCACAAGAUAAUUGCUGGUAGUGUGGCACUCUUUCUGUCUGUGUCACUUAUCCUUUUAGUGAUCUACGUGUCAUGGCGACGGUAUCCCAACAGUAUGAGGCAACUCCAACAGCAUUCGAUCCGACAGAAGCGCAGGAAAAAAGCACGGCAGGCUGAGCAUAACAUCAGUUCUCAACUUCAGGAGUAUUAUCUGAGUUACAACCAUGCCAGUGCAGAAACCAUGGAUACACUGGUCAACGGGGUGUGCACAUGCACCAUCUCAGGCUCCAGAGAGUGCGAGGUAUGA